Homalodisca vitripennis (glassy-winged sharpshooter) is the source of this 1990-nucleotide messenger RNA. RefSeq lists its product as uncharacterized. NCBI's taxonomy places the organism in Eukaryota, Metazoa, Arthropoda, Insecta, Hemiptera, Cicadellidae. The record is from RefSeq and is a predicted model, not a curated record. Bases 281 to 1636 code for a protein of 451 amino acids. The transcript is spliced from 5 exons.
AGGAGGUGGUGGGGAGGUGCAGUAGUCUGUGGUAAAGUUAUCUCAUCAGCAGACUUGGUGUGUGCAGUACAGUCAGGUCCUCCUGUACAUUACAGUGUCUAUAUGUAUACUCUGGUAGUGUAGCAGUUACUGAUGGAUCCGCAAUACACGAGCACAACACCCGGGCUCGAGUAAACCUCCGCCAAACUCCACACCAGACCGUUUGGGCGGCGAGUUUACCGCACAAUGUCGGUGCCAGGUGCUUUUGGAGACUUUCUGAACCGCUGAAGUGCAUCCAAAGAUGUUGCUGACACCGCUACUAGUGGUGGCAACUUGUGUCACUGAGGCAUUCAUCUGGAAAACUUGGGCAGCGCCAUUUAAUUUCCGAGAAAAAUGUCAACUGAUGCAUUUGGACAGCAAAUUCUUUGCAACCUGCAAUGGGAAAAGGGUUGAGGGAAAGAGCGUGGAUUUGAAUGGACGUGCUACCGAGCAUAUGUCGGGAGUGAACUUAACUUCUUUCCAAAGUGUAACGUUUGACUCGUCGGUAAAACUACGUCGCAUCAGCGUGUCAAAGACGUCUCAAGUCUCCCUGUUCUUGAGCAACCCACAGUUGACGGAUCUACAGAUUGACAAUGUAGAUGAGUUGACACUGAAGUACCAACACGAAAGGCAAACUCUGAAAAUACCGUAUAUAGCGAAUAUGGCCUUAAACAACAUCAAUACUCUUCGCUUGAUCGGCAAUGCUCAGGAGUUUGUGUGGUCGAUCAGGAUAGUCAAUCUGGUUAACGUGGGCGACAUGGAUCUCGGCUCUACCUUGUUGAAGAUAUUCGCAGAAAAUGUUCUCAUAUCCAAAACAAAAAUCCGUUUACACAACAAGGCAUCGUUGGUAUUCAAUGCUUCUUCGAUUGCCAUAGACAAUUCCGUCAUAUACAUCCACGAGAAUGGCUUCUUGAACGCGACAGUCAAUCAAAUUACUGUGAGGGAUUCACACAUAAACUUGGAGAGUGGAUGUCUCAACUUGGUUAACGCGAGAGAGGCCUUAUUUACAAAAAAUUCCCUGCACGGAUUCAACAACAGGCCUCUCAUAGUUCACGACAACGCCGGUGUGAGAUUUGAGGAAAAUGACAUCUUUACUCACGAUAUUGGCGGUGUUCUGCGUUUAAGCAAUGGAAAAGUGAUUUUCAGAGGUAACAAUUUUGGCUGUUACGAUUGCCUCGAUAACAGGAUUCUUUUAGACAGUGAUCUUCAGGACUCUGGAGAUGUGAACUACUGUUACACAAGCUGUAACCUCACGCUGAACACUUUCAAGAAGUAUUUAGCUGACAGUUACUUUUGCACCGAGGGUGUACUCCAUGUAGGUCAAGAUCGGUUGUGUAAUUCAAAUAUGAAUUCUCCAAAAGCAUUUGAAUACUUUUACUUUCUUUGGUGGAUCCCGAUUGUAUUAAUUAAUUUAUUGUUGAUUAUUUGCCUGGUGUUCUGGAUUUGUCGUACAAAAAAGAGGAAGAAACUGAAGGUGACAGCGUUAAACAAUGUGAAGCCCCAGGAGCUGAGGCGCGAACCGCCCCAUCAGAUCGCAUUUAAUAACGUUUGCUACGACGAUAUCGAUAGUUAUUUAGAUCAUGGCUACGAACAAGUGGAACCUGUUACUUGUAGAUAAACUGUGAUAUUUUUGUAUUACUUUCAAUGUGAAUAGGCUACUUUAAAUGUAAACUUAUAGAUAGCGUCUUAUUAAUAAAAUUUAAAAAAUAUUUUAAUUUUAUUAUUGCAAGUUUUUAAAACAUUUUAACUCAUAAAAUCACAAUAUUACAAUAUUAAUAUACACGUAUACAUAAUUCAUAUUGAAAAAAACUGAGAUGUUAUUUUCAUACCAUAAUUAGAGUACACAGAAGUGAAUACAUACAACUCACAAUAUUCGUCCAUCAGGAAACUGUUAUUUGAAUAACAUAUUUAACAGACAAAAGAAGGAAUGCUGGAAUUUUCAAUAGAAUGAUAAAUGUCUUUAUUAAAAUUA